AUGACACUAGUUUCAAAUAUCAAUACAAAAGAUCCACAAAUUUUUACAGUUUUUAAACCAUAUGAUGGUAAAUAUCCAUGUUAUCGUCAACCAGCUAUUCUAACUACCAAUGUUCAAAGAACUAAUAUGAUCGUAUUUGCCGAAGGUCGAUUUGUAAAUAAUUGUGCACCAGCAUUGGAAGACGGACUAGAAAAACAUAUCAGUCAAAAUGAGGAUGGUGGAUUAGAAAUGCGUCGUUCAGAAGAUAGUGGAUUCACUUGGCUUCCUGCCCAAACAGUAUACAGAGGAAAUAUCGAUUUCUAUACUGUAGUAUGGGAUAGUACGUCAAACAUGGUUUAUCUGAUGUUACAAGUACUUUCAUCAGUUCUUGUUUUUACAUCUACAAAUGAAGGAAUGACAUGGUCAGACCCAAUACCAUUGAAUGUAUUUCCUCCUUCACCUUUUAGUAAAUCAAUAAAACCUGCUGUUGGUCAUGGUAUUGAGAUCAUUGGAUCACUAUGUGAAGUUAGAAAUUGUUCUGACACUGGAACAUUAUUGAUGCCAUUUGUAUGUACAAAUGGAUCAAGUCAUCCAGGAGUUAAUGGUUCAUGUCCAAGUUGUUAUGCAUGUGUACUAAAAAGUAAAAUGCCAAUAAAAAAUCAAAAACGAGAGUGGAAUUUCACAGGUAUAGCACAACAAUACACUCGAGAAUCACAGCUUGUACAAUUGAUUGCUACUAAUGCGAGUACUUCACAUAUUUAUUUAAAUGGAAGAAAUUUUUCACCAAUACCUGGACAUCGUUAUUUUGCACGUUCUACUAAUGGUGCAGAUGAAUUUACUGAAUUUGGAAUUGAUUCAUCAUUAAUAGAACCAGUUACCAAAUCAUGGACUGGUGUAGUUUGUUCGAUCGAACGCAUAUCUACAAUUCCUAGUCGUAUUCUUUUCAGUGGACCAUCAAAUGCAACAAUACGUUCAAAUUUAACUCUUCGACUUUCAUAUGAUGAAGCCCAUUCAUGGCCAAUAUCUCGUAUACUUUAUUUGGGACUUAGUUCCUAUUCUGAUAUGACAGUUCUCGGUAAUGGAGAUAAUAUCGCUUUAGUUUUUGAAAAUGGUCAACAAACAUUUGCAGAUCAAAUUUCUGUGGCUAUUGUUUCUGUUUCAUGGAUUGAAGGAAAAAGCACUUAA
Molecule: messenger RNA, 1164 nt
Organism: Adineta steineri
Lineage: Eukaryota; Metazoa; Rotifera; Eurotatoria; Adinetida; Adinetidae
Source: the annotation of a GenBank genome assembly